Molecule: messenger RNA, 1052 nt
Organism: Phytophthora nicotianae INRA-310
Lineage: Eukaryota; Oomycota; Peronosporomycetes; Peronosporales; Peronosporaceae
Product: NADH dehydrogenase [ubiquinone] iron-sulfur protein 8, mitochondrial
Exons: 3
Coding region: 85-720 (211 amino acids)
Biological process (GO): mitochondrial electron transport, NADH to ubiquinone; mitochondrial respiratory chain complex I assembly
Cellular component (GO): membrane
Molecular function (GO): 4 iron, 4 sulfur cluster binding; NADH dehydrogenase activity
Source: RefSeq, a predicted model, not a curated record
CGUUAUCUCAGUACCUGCUCAAGUUGCGCUAAAGUUGUUCCAGCGACGAGCGGCUCUCAGACCUCCCCACACUACCGGAACGCGAUGAACGUCAUGAUGCUGCGUCGAUCGGCCGCGGCCGUGGCUGCCAAGCAGAGCCUGAGCCGCACGGCACCCGCUGCGGUGGCCGGUAGCGCGCGCGGCUUCGCUAAUAUCCCCGCGCCAGGAAAGGUGGACCCCAAGCCCACGUGGGGCGAGGUGAUCGAGAAGAUGUCCGACACCUUCUUCCUUUCGGACGUGUUCCGUGCCACCUGGCUGGCCUGGGAAGUGCACGUUGAGCGCAAGGUUACGAUCAACUACCCGUAUGAGAAGGGCAUGCUCAGCCCGCGUUUCCGUGGCGAGCACGCUCUGCGUCGCUACCCGAGCGGCGAAGAACGAUGCAUUGCCUGCAAGCUGUGUGAGGCUAUCUGCCCCGCUCAGGCCAUUACCAUUGAAGCGGAGCCGCGUGCUGAUGGUGCGCGCCGUACCACGCGUUACGACAUUGACAUGACCAAGUGCAUCUACUGUGGCUUCUGCCAGGAGGCGUGCCCCGUGGAUGCCAUCGUCGAAGGCCCCAACUUCGAGUUCGCCACUGAGACUCACGAGGAGCUGCUGUACGACAAGGCCAAGCUGCUGGCUAACGGUGACAAGUGGGAGUUCGAGAUUGCCAAGAACCUCUCGGUUGAACAGCUCUACCGUUAAGCAGACACAGAUACUCAGAGGAACUCUGCGAGUUGCGGCCUGAAAGACCGACGAGUGGAGUGUCUUUAUAACAAAGAAAAUAAGAGCGAAUGAAUGGAGUUUUGUCGCUCUUCAAGAGUUCACGGUGCCCAGUGUAAGAUACAGUACAGCGGAUGCGUUGAGUUACAGUGCAGGACUACACGUCUUCCGGCGGUGCGAUAGUGAACUUAAUCUUCUUGAUAGUCUGGCCUGCGAACUGGUACGUCUUGUCUGGCAUUUUCGAUGUGUCCGUGUCGUAGAAGUAGCUCGUGCCCACUGUUUCCUCUAGUUGCCCAUGCAAUUCGUACUCUCCG